AUGGCCCAUCCUCUGCCAGAAGCCCAACAUACCUUUUACAUAGAUGGCAGCUCAAUUUCCAAACCACCGGGGCCCCGGCGUGCCGCCUAUGCCAUCGUCUCUGACACCCAGGUCAUAGAAGCUAACAGCCUCCCCUUAGGGACCACCUCACAACAGGCCGAACUAGUCGCCCUGACCCGGGCCCUCAUCUGGGCCAAAAAUAAGACAGUCAACAUAUACACAGACUCCAAAUAUGCCUUUCUCAUCGCACACUCCUACUGUAUGAUUUGGAAGGAACGAGACUUCCUCACGACCAAGGGAACGCCUGUUCUCAAUGGCACACUCAUUUCUAGGCUCAUUCAGGCCAUCCAACUCCCUUUGCGGGUGGCCAUUAUGCAUUGCAAAGGCCACCAGACCUCCAAUUCCCCUGUUGCUAAGGGAAACGCCUUCACCGAUGAGACAGCUCGCCCCAUAGCGCGUGCACACCCCACCUCUGCUAAUAUGCUUUCUUUCAAAAACAUACAGACCACAAUAUUCCUCCACAGAACAAGACCUUUUUCAAUCUUCCCCGGAAAUCCAGCUCAAGGAUGGAUGGGCAUUCAAGGACAACCUCCUCAUCCUCCCAGAUUCUCAGAGAUACCAGAUAAUCUCUGA
Molecule: messenger RNA, 633 nt
Organism: Molossus molossus (Pallas's mastiff bat)
Lineage: Eukaryota; Metazoa; Chordata; Mammalia; Chiroptera; Molossidae
Product: ribonuclease H-like
Exons: 1
Coding region: 1-633 (210 amino acids)
Molecular function (GO): nucleic acid binding; RNA-DNA hybrid ribonuclease activity
Source: RefSeq, a predicted model, not a curated record